Talaromyces proteolyticus is the source of this 663-nucleotide messenger RNA. RefSeq lists its product as uncharacterized. The transcript has a single exon. NCBI's taxonomy places the organism in Eukaryota, Fungi, Ascomycota, Eurotiomycetes, Eurotiales, Trichocomaceae. Gene Ontology annotation, molecular function: acyltransferase activity, transferring groups other than amino-acyl groups. The coding region runs from base 1 to 663 and encodes 220 amino acids. The record is from RefSeq and is a predicted model, not a curated record.
AUGGCAAGGUAUAGGACUGCCAUGAAUGACAUUUACCUCCUUCCAAAUGGAGGACAAUCCUCAGACGAGUUACUUCGGCUCGUCGAGCGCUACAAAACAACACGACUAACGGCCCUGCAACUUGACCCAGCUGCCUUCGGAUCAACAUACACUCGAGAGAUCCAGUUCACGUACGAGACCUGGCUCUCGCGCAUCCAGAACCCGCUGAGCAAGACGUUCCUAUCUAUUGAUAGCACAAACACCAACCAGACAGACGAGAUCCCGCUUGCACAGAGUGAAUGGGUCGGCACAUUGACGGUCCUUGGACCGAAGGUUACUUCAGAAGGAACAACGCUUUGGAAUACGUUUACCAGAGAAAACUCGACUCAUACCCCAGAUUUGGCGGCCGUCAGGAACAGUAAUGCAAUCUAUAUGAUGGCGGGAGUGUUUGUCCAUCCGGGCUAUCGCCGACAAGGUCGUGCUCAAAGGCUCGUCGACGCCGCGGUCAAGAGAGUCAGGGAGGAAGCAAAGUUUGCUGGUGCGUCGAGAAUUACUAUUAUUCUGCAGGUCAACACAGAGAACCAAGCGGCCGUACGUUUGUAUGAGACAGCUGGGUUUUUGGCAGUCAGCAAUGAAAAGACAGACUGGCGAGGGAUGACUUGGGAGGAGCAGUUGACGUUUUAG